This is a messenger RNA of Carassius auratus (goldfish), 5438 nucleotides long. Its product is annotated as protein SOGA1. Bases 187 to 4623 code for a protein of 1478 amino acids. The record is from RefSeq and is a predicted model, not a curated record. Gene Ontology annotation, biological process: regulation of autophagy. NCBI's taxonomy places the organism in Eukaryota, Metazoa, Chordata, Actinopteri, Cypriniformes, Cyprinidae. The transcript has 11 exons.
GACAUUCACUCAAACACUAGACUAACGGCUUUACCCGGAUUUACCUUAACUUUACCUCAUCUCACGCAAACUCUUGAGAGGAUUCUGCUGGAAUCGUUUAUAAAAUUACUGGCGAUUAAUCGUCUCUGUUCGUAAAAACAAUGCAAGGUAAAUGAGAGGAAAUUACCAUCUUUGAACGCCAACACAAUGACAAAGACAAAAGUUGAGGCAAAUCCUGAGUCUAAUGCACGCUCAUCCCAUCACGGACGGGACGGGCAGGAUAAAGCCUGCGGGGACGCGAGCACGAGCAUCCAGCAGCCGUCAAGACAAAUCCACAGGCAUCAUGUGCAACACAUGACGUCAAAACAACCCCAAGCGAACGCUUGGUCUAAAAUCAUCCCAGCAGCAUCACAGAGCAAAUCCAACGAGGUUCAGUCAAAGAAACCCAAGCGUGGAGCAUCUGUCACGCCAGACAUUCACACAGGGAAAAAGGAGAUGAGACCAGAGUCGAGAAAACGCUCCGAUAGCAGUAAAUCGUGCGGGAGGAGAAAGUUGUCGGAUGGCAGCAUCACGUCUGAUGACCUAAGUAAAGACUCUGGCUGUGCUGCCGGGAAACUGUCUUCCACGGACAGCAGCUCUGAGAUCUCAGACGCAUCUGAGGACCAUAAGCAGUCCACCGAUGUUCAGUCACAGGAUGGCGAAGUUAGAUGUACUGACGAAGAGAUGAUGGACGAUUCAGCUGAGCAAAUAUUAUCAGAACACAGAGAAGAAGAUGGUCUGAUUAAUGCCACCCUGUCUCCAGGGUUUGGCUUCGGAGAGGGAAGCAUCUCUCCUGGAGACCAGAGGUCCUACGUCUCUCUGGACAGUCGCUUGAACUUGAGCGCGUCUGUGGCAUUUUCGGAUCUUACUGGAGACUUUGCUGUUGGGGUGCAUGAGGAUCUGCUGAGAGAGAUUGAUGACUUAAGAUCAGAAAAUGAAUAUUUAAAGGAUGAAAUGGAGGAGCUCCGCUCGGAGAUGCUGGAGAUGAGGGACAUGUACAUGGAGGAGGAUGUUUACCAGCUGCAGGAACUCCGACAGCAGCUGGAACAGGCCAACAAGGCUUGUCGCAUCCUCCAGUACCGACUUAGGAAAGCAGAGAGACGCAGCCUGCGUGUAGCCCAGACGGGACAAGUGGACGGAGAGCUUAUCAGGACACUCGAACAUGAUAUUAGGGUGGCAAAAAGCGUGUCCCUUCGUCUACACAGUGAACUUGAGGCCAUUCAAAAGAAAAAUUCACGGCUGGAAUGGGAAAAUGAGGAGUUACGUGAACGGCUGCAGGAUCUGGAGGUGGCAAAGCAGGUUCUUCAGGCUGAGAUGGACAAAUCACAGAAUUCUCUAAAGAGACGAAGUUUGAGAUCAACAUCCAGUAAGAGUGAAAAGAAGCUCUCUCCACAGGAUGACAGUGCUGAUUUGAAAUGCCAGCUCCACUUUGCCAAAGAAGAGUCUGCGCUCAUGUGCAAGAAACUAACAAAGAUGGCCCUGGAGAGUGAGGCGAUGCGGGAGGAGCUCGCCAAAUACCGUCUGCUUUAUGGUGAGGUGGAUGAAACCCAGGCUGCAGCAGGUGCCACUAACUCCGCCCACACCCGAGAAGCAGAGGUCAAAGUUCACUUGCGGCUGGUGGAGGAGGAAGCCACGCUUCUGAGCCGUCGAAUAGUGGAGCUAGAGGUAGAGAACCGUGGGUUGCGAGCAGAGAUGAGUGAACUGCGUGAACGAGGAGGAGGAAGCCUGGAAGAAGAGGAGACGAUGAAGAGGGCCAGUAAAGGAUUAGCAGUGCCUCUCCAAACUGGGGAACAGGGGGAGAAGCUUAGAGGUGGAUGUCUGGAUGAGAAAGAGAAUGCAGAUGCAACAACAAACCACAAUAAUAUGCAGAAGAACCAGAUGCAUGUAGCGGAGGAUCUUGUGGAGAAAUCUUCAAUUAGCAACAUGCACAGAGAAGGGCCGAUUGGUGGGGAACAGGAGCUUUCUGCAGAAACUAAAGAGGAAGACGGACAAGCUCAGUGUAAGUCAGAGUGCACAUUUGGUGUGAAAGAUCUAGAGAGUCUUCUUGCCAUCCAUGACCAGGCUCUGCUUGUCAGAUCGACUAUCCAGCUCCUAACAACCCCAGCAAAAAAUGGCCUCUCACCUACAUGUACCCAUAACACUCCUGCUGGUGCUCCCUACUUAGUCAAAACUGCAGUAGAUCCUCAGUGCAAAACACAUCAGUGGCUUUUGGACCCCAUGUUGAGUCCCUUGACCAACGGAUUAGAGGUGUUACAAGCCCAACUGCGUGCUCUUGUGGAAAAGUUGGAGGUGCUGUCAAACUCCAAUUCAGAGCGCCCUGGGCCUGUUACAGAGAAGAAUAUGUUGCAUUUCGACAAAGAUUUAAGUGAAAUGAAAGAGGACGCAAAGAAUCUAGAAAGUCGAGAACUUCCAUGUGAAGGAAAUGUUCAAAAUCAGUGUAACCAGGACAGCUUAGUGCUGCUCACUCUGCAGCUCCGGUGGUUUGUCCAGCAGUGGAGGCAGGGAGAGAGACCCCCAGCUGAUGGAAAGAGUCUGUUUGAGUUGUAUUGUCAGAAUGAUCGUCAUCUGCUUAUGGACACAGAGUCAAAAGCGUGCAAGUAUAAACCUCAACAGAAGUGCAACAAUCAGGUUAGCAGUGCCCUGCUGUCAGACCUCAGAACAGCUCUGUCGGAUCUGUUCUCUGAACUUAUGGAGCAGCACAGGGCAGCCCAGUUUGUCAUCCGGCAGUUUGCUAAUGCCAAAGCAGCGUGGGCCGUGGAGUGUGCAGAGCUCAAGAGCCUCAUAAGCAGGCUGGAUGGUUCAGCUGGGAAGGCAGGAGUAAAGGGUCCAUCAGACCCCAAUGUGGCUUUGCAGAAGGACCACAUUGAGAAGCUUCAGCACCUGUUAGCAGAGUCCUACACUGCAGUGAUGGACCUGACAAGACAGCUGAAGGUCCGUGAAAGCAGCUGGAGCUCUGAGCGGCAAGAACUGCUAGAACACCUGAAGCGUGUGCGUCUAGAGUGUGAAGGGUUGAAGACAGCUAAGCAAAAUAGAAAAAUUCAGUCCCCCAGAUACAAGAUGUUGACCAAAGAUGCAAAAAUGGAGAGGAUGCCACCCAAAAAUAGCAUGACAAAACGCAACAAGAACUGGAAGUACCUCAGUCAAGAAGCUGCCGUUCUGGACAGAGACGACCCCUGCAAGACUUGGGACUCUCCCAUCAUGCCUCCCAGUUUCCCUGCUCUGAACUUAAACCCGGAGCUGACCCAGAGAAGCCACACUGCUCCAGAGAGAAGCAGCAUUCGUAUAUAUUACAGCCCUCCAUCAGCAAAAAGGAUCCAAAUGAGCUCUCUGAUAGCAGCAGAGGAGGAAGAGCUCGAGGAGAGCCAGGAACCAUAUUUCAGUGCUGUUUCCUGUAGCCUUGUAAACCAAGACUGGGUCACUGCGUAUGAAAACUGGCUGGGUAGCCUGCCGUUUGACUGCCAGAGUUUGAUGGAGAGAGAUUCGAACGCUGUCAUCAGUUCUACAUCCUCUUCUGGUCUUCAGAUCUCCAGUAUGACAUCCCCUUCACGCUUGGCUUUCAAUAACUUGGGCGUCUCAGCCAACCUAAGUGAUGACAUGAAGGAAAUCACAGCCAGUGUGCUGCAAACCUCCCAAUCCAGCCCUCUGGAGAGAAAAAGAGCGAAGGAUUUUGGGAGCAGUAUGGUGAGUGUUGUGAGCAUAGGAACGCAAACUCAAUCCCAACCACAGGUGACCACAGUUGGGCUACAAACCGAUGGUCCUCGAUGUCUUUAUGCUGCGAAGCACUGGUCGCCCAGAGUGACCUCAUUUGUAUCUUCAAGAACCCCGCAGACAUCAGUGUCACUGGAAAGGGUCCCUGGUCCAGCAGAUCGGUUUCAACCACAGACCACCUCUCCAAAAAUACAACGCAGACACUCUGCAUCCUCUCCCUUUUCCUCAAAGUCUUCCUCUUCCACAUCCCCCUCAUCCUCUUCCUCUUUCACUACAUCCUCUUUGUCCUCCUCCUCAUCUCUGAGCACCUCCUCUAGAAUGGAUUAUGGAGCAAAAGACCGUGGUUUGUGGGCUCUGCCACAACGUGCUCCGAUAAAUAGCAGGCCGAGUUCAGUAUCAGUGCAGGGCAGCGAUAAACAUGGCAGCCGUAAAAAUGUAGGGGUUCACAAAUACGGUCUGGUCCAUGAGUUUCUGCGCAAUGUCUGUGGUCGAGGAGAAAAGGCCAACCCGGAAUUGGAGAAAGUGCCAGCAGCUCGUAGGGAUCACAUCGGUCUGGUGGGUUCAAAGAAAUCCGAGCACCCACCGUCUCGUAUACCAGCGGUGCCACUGGUCAGAAAUGACAGCAUCACCAAGAUUGUGAACCGCAGAUUUAUGAAACAAAGCCAAAAAGAGGAGACUGUGUGUCAGAGCCAGGUCCAAACUCAGCGUCAAAUCGACAGGGGUUCAGUCAGAAAGAGCAAGGGCUUGGAGGAAGGAGCCUGUGACUACAGCUCACGCUCUUUGACAUCCUGCUUUGCUCGACCCUCACAAAAAAACAUCCGGCACAUUCCCAGUCAAAACAAGCCCCUCCCACACGAACACCCCCCAUCCCGUGGUAAAGGUGAUUCUCUUGCUUAAUGGGACUGAUACCAUGUCACUUCUGGGAUCUACAGGCCUGCAUGGACAGAUUUCUUCAGAACUGGAAUGCCCGUCAUUCAUACAUUUCCACAUAUUCCCCACACCUUGUGUGUUUGGCUAAAUUAAUAGUUCCUUCAGUUCCAUUUUAGCAUGUUAAAAUCCAUUCCACAAACAUUAGCUUCCCUUAAAAUCAGCGUAAAAAACAUGAAAAAGCUUUGUAGAUGCCUUCUGGGCUGUCUCCAGGCUAAGUUACUGUUUUAAUUUAAUAGAGAAACUAAGUAGGGCUUGUACAGAAUUAACCAUGCUGUUAUUGUGCUGAAGUUCCUGAUUCCAGCAAGAUCCAGUUUUUACUUUCUAGAUCCUUGAUGAACUUUACUUUGUUAAUUUUUAAAUAGAUAUAAUUAUGCAACAUUAAUGCAUAAUAGAACGCGUGUACAUUAUUGUUUAAAUGUUUUUAGAUGCCUUUUGAAUGUGACCUGUUUCUCAUAGCUGUCUUAAAUGUAAUAUGACCUGUGCUUUAUAUCUGCAAACAACAUAUUUGGGGGCCAAGCACCUUAAUCAGAGCUUAGGUUUGUGAAUUGUAGCUAUUUGAAAUGUGACACUUUUUAUUGCAUGUUAAUAAAUACUGGUCAUGACAUUGUAUUUGAAUUUGAAGAUAUGUCAACUUAAUGAUAUUUCAGGUUUUUCUCUUUAACUGCCUAUAGCCACAAAGAGAAAGAAAAAAAUAUAUAAGGAAAAUGUAAGUCAUUUAAAAUUUGCAUUACUUUUAAUUCCAUGAAACAAUGUAUAGAGGUAUGCAAUUAAACAAAUACCCU